AGCCCCGCCUCUGGGCCUAGCAGGAGGUGAGGGGAAAGAAGGAGGAAGAGGCGGCGUUGGUGGAUGAACCAUGGCGGCUUCCAGCAGCAGUAGCAGCAGCUCCCGCCGGGCGGAUAAUGGCCUUGGGGGCGGCGGGGGGCAGCAGCAGCAGCAACAAACGGCAGGCUCCCGUCGACGGAAAGGGCCCGGCGCCUUGGCCACGGCCUACUUGGUCCUCUACAACGUUGUCAUGACAGCAGGUUGGCUUGUUAUAGCUGUUGGAUUAGUCAGAGCAUACAUCGCCAAAGGUAGCUACCACAAUCUAUAUUAUUCAAUAGAAAAGCCUCUGAAAUUCUUCCAGACUGGAGCUUUACUUGAGAUCCUGCACUGUGCAAUAGGGAUUGUUCCUUCUUCUGUUGUACUGACUGCUUUCCAGGUGAUGUCAAGGGUUUUUCUGACUUGGGCUGUAACCCAUAGUGUAAAAGAGGUUCAAACUGAAGACAGUGUCCUCCUCUUCGUUAUUGCCUGGACGGUUACAGAGAUUAUCCGUUACUCCUUUUAUACAUUCAGCUUAUUAAACCAUCUCCCUUAUCUCAUCAAAUGGGCCAGGUACACCUUGUUCAUCGUGCUCUAUCCAAUGGGAGUUUCAGGAGAAUUGCUCACAAUAUAUGCUGCUCUUCCCUACGUUAGGCAAUCUGGUUUAUAUUCCAUUAGUUUACCUAACAAAUACAAUUUCUCAUUUGACUACUAUACAUUUUUGAUCCUGACUAUGAUAUCUUAUAUUCCAAUCUUCCCUCAGCUGUAUUUUCAUAUGCUACACCAGAGAAGAAAAGUCCUUUCCCUCACUGAAGAGCACAAAAAAUCUGAGUAAUUCCAGCUUUUGUACAAAGCUAUGUGUGUGCAUGGAUACAUGCUUUCAUGCACACAUAAUCCAAGAAAGCUUUCAGAAGUUUAUAAACAAUAUAGAGUAUUAAAAUGAAAAUCAAAAUAAAUGUUUUGGUUAAGUAUUACAUAUCUUUCAGAACUAGUAAUUUUUCAACAAAAUUUCAGCAUGUUCUUUUAAAAUGCAACUUAUUAUCAUUCUUUUGCUUUCCGGUUAUUUGCUUUGGGGGGGAAAAAACUCCUAUUGCAAUGUGAGUUCCUUGAUUGGUUUGAGGGAUAAAGUGUAUGUGGUGCUUGAUCAGGGAUUAUUUUAUCAAUUAAUGGCUUGUGUGCAUGUCACCUUCUUAUGUACAUUAUUGUAACAGUAUUUAUCUGGAAUGCUUUUUACAACUGGUCUAGACCUGAUAACAAACAGAUUUAUGAAGUCCCACAAAAGACUGUACGGACUUCAGGUCUAGAUGGGCUUGUUCUCCUUGGAAUUCAGACCUGCAAAGAAAGACUUGCAGUGCAUUGAUUGCAGCAGUUAGCUGGUCACAUAAUCUGCACAAUUGAUAUUUUUUAAAGAGUGGGGCCUUAAAAUAAUCCAGAGUUGCAUAACUGUGUUUGAAAGGUGCAACCUAUACCUCAAACUGUUGUUCUCCUGCUGUUCUUGAAUGCUCCUCUUACAGGUUUUUUUUUUACUCGACACCUAAUUUUAUUGAAAUGUACACAGUAUACGUAAUUUAUAAUGGACAUUAUUUAAUAUAGGACUAAUUAUUUCCAAAAAUUAUUAGAGAUGAAAAUAUAUGACAUUAAUGUUUAUCAUCUAGAAAUGUUCUCUAAUUUAAAACAGGCUUUUUAGAGUUUAAAGUUUAAAAUGUUUUUUUAACAGGGUUACUAAUUUUGUGCCUAAACGCACAGUGAAUAUUGGUCAGUCCAGUUUGCUGCAAAGCUUUCUCAUUCCGACAAUGGCAUUUUUAUAACUUAACCAGAUGGGAAAUGUUGGUUUUGAAUGUUUUUUUAUUAAACAAUCUGUUUAGGACAGUCUGGUUCAAAAUGCUAAUUGUUACGUGCCGCCUUGUUUACUUGCUGUAUGGAAAGGAAUAUAUGACUUCUUAAAAUGGCCAAGUUUUCUUUCUGCCUGAACAGAAUGAAUCCUUAAUUAUUAGCCCAAACAACGCCUAAAGAAGAGAAAUAGAAAUUUAAUUUAAUUUAAUUUAAUGAUUGUGGAAUACAAUGGGAAAACAUCAUUAAGUUUUCUAAUGUAUUGGUCACCUAUGUGUAUUAGUAAAUCAUAAACUUUAUUGCAUUUACAUGAGACCUUUAUUCAAAAUUAUUAGAGUAAUCUUUAAAAGUGACAUCCAUCCUGUUUCUCAUAUAUUCCGUGACACCAAUUCUUAUAACCCACACUGUCAUACUUUACCUUAUCUGUAAAUUUCUUACAGUGAACUCCAUUAUUUCUUCCCAUUCUGAUCAUAUAUAUUAUUAAAAGAAUGUAACCCUUUAUGCCUCCAUAGUAACACAUCAGCAAGCCUCAGCUUAUAUUGGAUAGUCCAAAAAUGUCUGGAAAGUGCAUGUGCCACAUCCACAUGGUCAUGAAGGAAAACUAUUGUUCACUGAAUGUACAUGUUGUCCCCAAGAAUUAAUCUUGCCUGGGAUGCUAAUGGGACCUUCUGCCUUUCAAGGGCAUGAUGCUUAGAGGUUGAGUAUGAAGCCUAACAGCCCAUAGAGCAAAGAAAUGCUUUAAUACCACAGAAAGAAUUGCGGCAUUCUCUACUUUCAGUUCACCAUGCUAGCUCGGGUCAAGAUGUCCAGGAAUGGCAUCUCGAUGUAUCUUGAUUUGCAGCACAGUAAAGAUAUGUAAUAUAGAUGAACUGAUUGUCAAUGACAGGGCAAGUCAGCACAUACUGUACCAAUGUCAUCAAAGUCAUACCUGUAAGUUGCCUGUACAAUGUAGGCAAUUUCCCACAAUUACCAAUUUGUUUUUGUAAUUUUUGUACACAUCUGAUACAAGAUUCCACAAGCCUUUGCUCCUUUCUUUUAGUCCUGUGAUAUGGUCAAGAAUUCUUUGCACUGCACAAAGAAAAAGGGGUAUCCUUGCCAGAUGCCAAGCAACGCAAUUCUAAAAGUUGUGAUUUACAGUGGUGUGGGCACAUCAGAACAAAAAGAGAGGAAAGUAUAACCUAAUGAAUACCAAUAGAAAUUGACCAAUAAAAGCAAAUCUAUCAAUUUGUGAAUUUAUAGAAUUAUCAAAUAAUUUUAAAAGAUACUACAGUAAAUCCACAUACAAAUAUAUCAAUACAAUAUAAUUCACACUUCUUAAGGGAGUCAUUUAGACUGAGGUUCUUAGAAGGAGUGAGGAGGGGAAUUAUAUUUCAGCUCUUCAUUUGUUAAAAAACCAUUUGGAUACUCUUUCGGUGGCAGUGUAUAUUCUCAAGUUAUCAAAAUUCUUCUUCAGCCAUGAAACAAAUAAACAUUAUAAUCAUUAUGACCUUGAAAACAUAACUAUACACAUAGAAUAUAACUCAAUAAUGUACAUUACUUGCUAACCUUAAAGGGAUGAAUAUGUACACAGUACAUAACUGGUAUCCCUCCUUCACUCCUCACAGCCUGUUAACAUGCAAAAGCAGAAAUGUUGUAUUUUCUUCCAGCUUCUCUCAUCUGUUCUAAAUUAUUAUAGUGCCUUGGAAGACGGCUGUAGUCCUGUGUAAUUUGUAAUUCAACAUCAAAAAGUGCUCCCGUUUGUAUUACUAAAACCAAUGAAAACUUUUGAUGCUAUCAACAAAAUACAAUGAUGAUGCACUAAUGAAAACAUUUUUUAAAAAAUCAAUAGUAACAAACAUUUUACAUGAACAGAUUAAAUGCUCUGGCAUGAAACUCAGGCUGUUACAAUUUUCCUCCUAUUGGAUAGCAUUCCAUUCUCAAUUAUACAACACCAACACUAAGAGGUGAUAAAUAAAAUUGCCCUGAAAAGAAACAAAAGCACUUAAAGAUUAUCCUAACUAAAAGCUUUUAACACAGUCUAUCCUAACCUGAGGCGAUUAAGGGAUUGAGUUGAUCAUUUAGUAUGUCUCUCUUAUUCUUUAUAGCCUGUAUUUUUGGCCAUAAUUCUCUCCAAAUUGCACCAAAUCCACAUAUCUUUUUCAUCGUAUUGAAAAUCAUUUUUUUGCUAGUAGUGCAUGCAUUCUUUGAUUUUCUACACUUUUUAUUUUCAAUGAACCUUAUCCUUAUUUUUCUCAUAGUCCUAUCUACAUACAUCAAUUUCCAUGGACAUUGUAUGAUAUAUGUAAUUCCUUGUGAAUUGCAGGUGAUAUUCCUUACUGUUUAAUGUUCCUUAAAAUUUUUCAUCUUUUGCCAAGGCAAACACUGCAGUUUCCACUUGGAAUAUUGUCCCAUAAGUCGAUUUCUUUCUACUAUGAUGUGGGUAGGUCUUGUAGAAAAUCUAAUUUUGCUAUGUGCUAGCAUUUCCCUCGGAUUCUGAACCACAAGGCAGCCCUUCUGCACCUACAUCUUGUAAGGGCUUCAGGUAUGCCAGGAGCUGUACUAGGGUGUUGCUUACGAUCAGCACACCUCCUUUGGCUGGUUGGGAGUAGAAACUACAGAAGUCUUACCUGCCUUACUGGUGAUGAAGCAACUCCAAUCAGCACAACCGUUAUUCCAAAUCAACCCGAAUUUUCUACUGAUGCUCCUCAAUGCUGCUUUAUAUAGCAACAAAGAUUUUUUUUAUGUGUGAUGCAGAGGUGCGGCCCAUCCUAUUUCCCAUGUAUACCUAUGCACUUGCAUGGCAUUGUAUACAAGCAGUUAUCAAUUGCAUAUGCUUGACUUAGUUCUAGCUUUCUUUGCAAUUAGGUCUCUCGAUUCAUAGCAACAACACCUUGUAUAACAAUAAUUUUGAGAGUAUUUUGCAAGCAGCUUUCCAAUCCUCCUGGAACUAUGCAAGAAAUAUACUGUAUAAAAUAUUAAUCUGACUCCAGAAGUUGCCAGGGUGAAACAAGCCUCAGCUGCCUCCUUUUAUCCCUGUGAUUUCAGUAAGAUUUCUUAAUGUAUGAGCUUCUGCCCUGAGUUAAAUUGCUAAAUUUCACUUAAAGCACUCAAAAUCUGAAAAAAAUGAGAGUCAACACUAUUCAGUGACAACUUUAAUAAUAGUCUUUUUUGCAGUUUUGAAAAGUUAUGAAGUUUGAAUAAACGGAGAAAAGCUUUCUAUAUUUGCACAAAGCACUCAUCAUAUUAUCCAUCAGGGUUUUUAAAAAAACAUGUUUCCAUCAAAUAAACACUGGAUUCUUUUCUCUACAUGACCCUGCAGUACUGUGGGUUAAAGCUCUGCCCUACUCCUACAUCAGUGGUUCUCAACCUGUGGGUCCCCAGGUGUUUGGGCCUACACCUCUCAGAAAUCCCAACCAGCUUACCAGCUGUUAGGAUUUAUGGAAGUUGAAGGCCCAAACAUCUGGGAACCCACAGGUUCAGAACCACUAGUCUACAAUGUCUUUGCAGUCUACCACUAACCUAUUCUAUUUCUCUACCAUGAUGCAGAAAAAUCUGGAUCAUCUGAUCCAGAUUCUGAUGAGAUUGCACUUUUGAGGCUGAUGGUUACUUACAUAUAUGGAGAAGCAUGCAGUGCAAAGAUUGAGAAAAGUACUUCCAGUAUAUAUGUUUGAUCUGCAAUUACAUGCAGACUUAUCUUGAGAGGCAAAACCAUUUUGUGAUUCUAUGCAGCUCCUGCUGGUUGGAAUUCAUUUUAUAGAGGAGUUGCCCUCUAUAAUUUCCAGCAAUGGCAUGAGGAUCUCUGUCCUGUUGCUUUCUUCUAUUGUGCUUGCCAUUACACUCAAAUACUCAGCCCCUAAAGUUCUGUUGUUACAUGACUAGGAUCAUCAGCUGAACAGUUGGAAGGAAUUAUGCGAUACGACUAUCUACAUAGCCUUCACUUGCAAGCAUUGCAACAGUGCUUUGACAUGAACCAAGGGGGAAAUCCCUCAGGCUGUUCUGUGACAUACAGUUUCCAUCUAUUUGUUGGCAUAAUUGCAUGGAAUUUGGUGGUUGGUUGGUUUAUUAUCACAUUUUUCAUUGUUACUUUUAUCUCAUUUUAAACCAAGAGAAGCUUGGUUAACUACCUGUGAUUGUUCUCUGAUUUAAUCUUUAUUAUGUCUUUAGUUAUUGUUCACUCAGAAUUUGGUCCAUUUAACUUAUCUUUGAAUUGUAAUGCUGUUAUAUUCUUUGCUCGUGGUAGUGUUAGGUUCUAGAUGUUCCAUGGCAACACCAUAAACUUGGGAAGGGUUUGGACUUAGUUCCCUCUAUAUUUUGAAAUAUGAAUGUGAGACCCCUGAGACCAUGUAGCCACUGUUUUCUCUCUUCCAUUUCUCAUUAACUCCAGUGAUUCAAGGAUAUUAUCAAAAAUUCAUCAGAUUUCGAAAUAGGGAGACAGUCUUGCUUAUGACAAUGCAUUUACCAGGUGCUGUUUUUUUGGCUAGCUUUCAAAGGUAGAAAUCUUACAUUGCAAUUUAAAGUUUAACUUGAAAAUAUGGGAUACAUCAUUUUUUUAAAAAAAAAUCUCGGUGGAAAUCAUGGACCUCCAUGUAAAUAUGUGUUUCUUGGAAAAGAUGUGGCCCACAUUUCAACACAAGAAACUGGCAAAGCAUUGCAUCUCUUAAAUUUAAAAUGAAACCAUUUGUUUUCCACUUUCUUCUGUUGUUUUUAUUUCCCGGCAAUAACCAGAAAAAUUUGGAAAAGAUAGUGUGAAAGGCUGCUGCUAACACUGUAAUAUUUGCCCCUUUUGGAAUUGUGUUGUGGGAGAAAUCCGGUUAAAGCUGCCAACCCCUUAACUGACUCAGGACAGGACAUUUAAAGCCAUACAUCCUUCUUGCUGCAUUAGAAAUUGGCAGUGUAGAGAGAGAGUCAAAGUAGAAAUAGGACUGGUCUGCAUCACCCUAAAAUCGUGGCUGAGUGCCUCCCCCGCCCCCCAAACGCACAUUGUGUAUUUUACCAUCUUCCAAUUUUCAGAUUCACUGAAGAGCCUUUAUCAUGCUUAAAAAGGGAAAUUACAGUAACUGUUGACAUAUUUACUCUGGCUAAAUUGUAAGAAUUGUCCAGGAGAAACUUUACCAAUAGAGGUCAGAUUAAAUAUAUCAACGGUUGUACCAUGCGUAGAUGGCCAGAAAUACUGAGGUAUAUGCAUCCAGUGACUGUGGAAAGGUUGGUCAGCAGUCAUUUGAACAUUUGUCUUAGAAUAUUGUUGUUAGACAAACUGGUUAGCAGUCACUUGCAGGAAAUAAGUGAAAGCAACUCUGGGAGUAAUGUAGGCUGAUGGGCUGCAACCCCCACCCCCUGCCCGAGGCUAUUAUGGUUUUCUAAGACCUAUAUUAAGUCAUUUAACGGUUGACAUUUGAGGUUUUAGGCACCAAUUCCACAUGCCUGAAUGCUGUGCAUAUGUUCCAGUAAUUCAUGAAUAGGUGCUGCAAAGUGAGCUACAGUUUUAGCAGAGUUGUCAUCCAGUUCAAAAAGCUGCAAACAACUCCUUGGAAAAAUUUUGGUCUCUCUUUUUUACUAGGCUCUUUCAACCAAAUUCACAUUAUCCCAGAUGGCUUUUAAUUUUUAAAAAAUUAUAUGAUCUGCAUUUAACAUAUGAUUUGUUCCUAAUAUAUACAUUAUCUACAAUCUAGUUUUGGACUGCAGAUAAUGUAGUUCAGAAUUAGUUUUGGAACUUUGUUGUAUGACGUAUCUUAAUCUUCAUACCAAAACGUUAUAACUGACAACCGUUGAUCUUUCCAAGAAUCUGGAAUAAAACAUAAAACUUUGUGUCAGAUACCAACAAGUUAUGCAUAGGUUUCCACUUCCGGCUGGCUACUAGAACUGGAAUGGUUUAUUGACCAUUAAAAGUACUUUAUCAUUGCCUUAGAUUGAAACAUCUCAGGCUAUCUGAUAUGAGGGAAUUAAUGUGCCAGUAACAUAUUUAUAUCCAUUGGUAGCCAUGCUUUCUGUCCUGGAAGAUCUACACCAAUUGGCAGCCGGUGGUUUAUGGAUCAACACUGGCCAGGGACCCCACUACUUUGAAUUGCACUGACUUACACAAUUGAGGAGCACAAGGCAGGGCAGUAGGGAAGGAAAAGCCUGAAAUUGCUGCUGUUGCACUGCAACAUCUCGAUGCGGCUGAGCAAACAAAGGCCAUUUUUUUUUUGGUGGGUCAAUGAAUACAAUGUGCAUGCCUAGCUGAUUUUCUUGUGCACGUAGAUUGUUUCCCAGCUCAUUUAAUGAAAGGGCAGCCCUGUAGACAGGGUGGUUGUGUGUUCAUCAAAGCUUUGUGGGGUGUUUGGUGCAUAUCUUAUAUUGUUUGUGACAUGAGAGACUUAGUCCUGCCAAUUGCUUAAUUAUUUUUAACCCAGCAUUCACUGUACAUUUCUCUGCAAAGACAGAUAUGUCAUUAUUAAUGGAUCCAAACAUGUAAAUAAGCUUUUUAAAAUGUUAAAACACCCACAAUUGUGAUAAAAUCUAUACAAUUUUAUUUCUAUUCAUAACAUGGCUACGGCAAUUACUUGAAUCCCCCUCCAAUCUACUUAUUCUCUGUUCCUAUUAAGAUACUCUUUAGAGUCUGGAUUACUGCUACAACAUUGGCAUUUGUAAAGUGUUGGUUUCUCUGUGAUCAAGAAUGAACAGUAUUUGAAGUAUACUUUAACAAGUAGUUCUUAGAGCUUGGUUGGUCAAUUUUUUCGUGGUAGCAUAGAAAAUUCCUUAUAUACUGAUUGUCAUCUUCUGCAUGUAUGAGAAAGUGACAAGAAAAGCUAUCCUUGCAUAAGCCAUGUUCGUGUUCUGUGAUGUUACUGAUGGCAACAUUUAAGAGCUUCUGGUUUGUUAAUGUUAGUUUCGUCUUGGUCUGAGAUUAUUUUUCACUUGAGAUGGAAGAGAGUGCUUGAUUGGAGAAAAACCAUGGUGAGGGAAAGGAGUUUUGAGAUCUAUUAAUUAUUGCAAAACUAGCAAAAGUUCCCAGCUUCUCGUGUGUUGGAGUUGCCCUUAUAGUGUGAUAUAUUAAAGACUUCAGGCAGUGUUACAGCAUUGAGAAAGUUGAAGAUUUUAUAUCUUUCUGCUGUGAGUGAAAUAAUGUGAAAUAAGUGACGUGCUUCAUAUUCUGGAUGAAGCUUUUAAACUCUGUCAUCUGCUCUGUUGUAGCAGUUGCUCAUGCCAAGCUUUUAUUGGCAGUUCUGUUUUGUUUUUUUUGUUUUGAAAACCAGACUAUUUUUUUGUAAUCUGACUUUUCUACUUUUUAAAAAGAGGACUCAUUGUCCUGAAUAUAUAUAUUGUCCUGAAUAUAUAUAUGUAAUGCUUAUGAAAACUACCAUCUAGAACUGAAGAUAGUAUUGUAGGCUGUGUGUACCUUCCUAUUAAUUAGUUUGCCACCAAUUGAUUUAAAUGGUACUGCUGGCUACAGGUAGAUUUAAGCUGGAUUACAUUAACCCUAAGACAACAAUAGAGUACAUACUUGUAGGGCCCAUUAAUAUCCAUGACAAGUUUGAUGUGUCUACUUAACAGCUUAACAGACUUGAAGCUAUCAUAGAGAUACAUACAUGUUAUCUUUUAAUUCCAUAGAUAAAUGAGAGAUUAUGAUCAAUGUGAAUGCUUUCUUGAAUAGCUUCAUUAAAUGAAGUUUGCAUCUGUGUGUGUGUGGGCAAGAUUACAAAGUUAUUACAUUUCAGUUAAUAUGUUAAUUGAUAUAUAACUGGAUUUUUAUGCAUAUUCAUGUGCUGGAAUUUGAUAAAAUUGUAGUAUUUUGUAAUUUUUCUAUGUUGUGAAUACAAUUGUAAUUUUAUAGAUGAUUUACAAUAAUGUAAAUGUUUUCAUAUAUUGGCUGGAGUUCUAAAAGACAACUUUUUAUGCAUGUUUGGAAGAUAUUCCUAUCUGAUAUAUAGUGAAAUGGUUUGCUGAAUAAUCCCAUCACACAAACACCCACAAGCAAAUCAGUUGUGUCUGCCUGGAUUUGGAGUAUUGAGAAGUGGUAUCAAAGCACUGAAGUCUUCAAAAUGUUCUUAAUGAACCUGGACUGCAGUAAUAUAUUAGUACUAUUAAUUUGUAUGGAUGUGUGUUUGCUUCAAUUCCAUUAUCAAUAAAACAUUAUUUCCUUGUG
This is a messenger RNA of Anolis sagrei ordinatus, 9946 nucleotides long. RefSeq names its product 3-hydroxyacyl-CoA dehydratase 2 (gene HACD2). NCBI's taxonomy places the organism in Eukaryota, Metazoa, Chordata, Lepidosauria, Squamata, Anolidae. The record is from RefSeq and is a predicted model, not a curated record. Gene Ontology annotation, molecular function: 3-hydroxyacyl-CoA dehydratase activity. Gene Ontology annotation, cellular component: endoplasmic reticulum membrane. Gene Ontology annotation, biological process: fatty acid elongation; very long-chain fatty acid biosynthetic process; sphingolipid biosynthetic process.